CCCAUCUGCCUCAAAUUGCCCAUCUGAUGUCAUCUCGCCGGCAACAUUUUCCUCCCUGUCUGUUUAUUUCAUUGCAAUCACUUUCAGUUGCAACACAAACCGAUGUCAGCUUGCAUAUCGCGAGAGGUUUAGAUCGCAUAUGGUCACGCAUCUCUCCCCACCAUGCGUUUGUUGUGGAGUAUGGAGCAGCUGAACUAGACGUCUCGUUUGGACGGAUCGAGGUGGACGUUUAACACAACAGGUUAUUAGGGUUUCGGUCAACGAUAGGCGGUCAUGUCUGCGCGAGAAAGGCUUAAAGAGAGGAUGGUUAAAGAAAGCGUGACAUUGCUGCCUUGCUUUUAUUUCGUGGAGCUUCCUCUUCUAGUCUCAUCUAUGGUCAGCUUGUAUUUCCUGGAGUGGACGGACGUUUUCAAACCGGUCCGCUGGGGUUUCAGCUGUCAUGACCGCAGUUUGAGUCUUCCUUACAUCGAACCAUCACACGAGGUCAUUCCGUUCCUCAUGCUCCUCAGCUUGGCCUUUGCUGCACCUGCCAUUGCGAUCAUGAUCGGAGAGGGGAUUCUGUUCUGCUGUCUGUCCCGAACGCAGUGCGGAGGCGGGGCUGAAGCCGAUAUCAACGCUGCCGGCUGCAACUUUAACUCUUUCGUCCGGCGAGGUGUCAGGUUUGUGGGUAUCCAUGUGUUUGGCCUAUGUGCCACGGCUUUGAUUACUGACAUCAUCCAGCUGUCGACCGGUUACCCCACCCCCUACUUCCUGACCGUCUGCAGACCAAACUACACCCACCUCAACACUUCCUGUGAUGAAAGUUUCUUCAUCCUGGAGGACAUCUGCUCAGGAUCAGACGCCGCUGUCAUAAACGCCGGCAGAAAAUCCUUCCCGUCACAGCACGCCACACUUGCGUCUUUUGCAGCAGUGUACGUCUCGAUGUACUUCAACAGUACGCUGACGGAUUCAUCCAAACUGCUGAAACCUCUGCUGGUGUUCUUCUUCAUUAUUUGUGCCAUCAUCUGUGGUCUUACCCGAAUCAUUCAGCAUAAGAACCACGCUGCUGAUGUUUACCUGGGCUUCCUGCUUGGUGGCUGCAUCGCUAUUUACCUGGGGAGGUUUGCUGUAGGGAAUUUCCAGCCCAGCGAGAAACGUACAAGUUAUGUUCGAGAUUCUCACCGAACUAUGACCGACCUCUGCCAGCAGGGUCACCACCUCCCUGCCAAAAGCUUCAGUGACGGUCUCUCGUCUUCCCGCUCCGAGGGCAUCCUCCACCGCAACACCCGGCACCACCAAGCCGGAUCUGUCAGUAGUCUCAAGAGACCCGGCCGAGACGUAGAGGUCAUCAGCCCCCGCAAUCCCCCGCUCAAGGAGAACAUGGUGACCUUCAGCAACACCCUGCCCAGAGUGCACACGCCCGCCAUGGACGAUUCCGCCUUCCGCAACGCCACCAUCCACACCAGCUCGGUGGAUUCGAGUCGAUCCAAGCAAUUGCUGUCCCAAUGGAAGAGCAAGAACGAACAUCGUAAACAUGCAGUGGAAGGCGAGGCAGGUAAGUCUCCUCCCAACAGCAUGGAUGCCCGCUGCAACUCUGAGCCGGCUGUGGGUAUUAACGGUGAACACCAGGGACCCGGAACACCAUAUGUAAAACUGGCCACUGGAAGUACGACGUUACCCAGCAACCCCAGUGGAAUCGCUGGCGGCACUCGCAUGCAUGUGCAGUCCCGUCCUGGUUCCUCGCAGUUGGUGCACAUCCCAGAGGAGAUGCAAGAGGGUGGCGGCAGCAUUCGGGACAAAUGGCUGAAGAGCAUAGAGAGGAGCGCGGAGAAGGCCGAGGUACCGGUGGUCAGGACUAACUCUAACGGACAACCGCGCAUCAUGCAGGUCAUUGCGAUGUCAAAGCAGCAGGGCCUGAUGCAGGGAAGCUCUCCCAGUUCUGAAAGCAGCAGUCACACCAGCUCCACGGCACCGUUGCAGCGCUACAAGAGCCUGACGGAGGAAUCUGGAGGUCAGGGCAGCUCAGGGACCAUCAUUAGGGUGGAGGCCCAUCCAGAAAACGGUCGGCCGUUGGUGCAUGCUCACUCCACAGAUGGCAGUGGCUCCUGGACGUGGAAGUCCCAAAGCAGCUUUAGACAGUCGAUUGAGCUGAAUGAUUUGAAUCGCGACUCGGAGAGCUCUGAAUCCGUACGUGAUGGAAACAGCUCUACGGACCGAAAGAGAAAUGGUGUUCCCAAAGUCGUUGCCGCGGCAACCGUCCCCACUGUCUCCACAGCAGGUGGGGACCAACACCCCAACCAAACCAUUUCUACCAUUCGGGUCACUCCCAUGGAAAUGACAGAGUUAGGACCGGCGAGCCGUGACACAAGCUUACGCAGAAAAACAAGGAUCCUGAUCCCCGAAAGAGGAAACAGUCCAGAUAACACCAGAAACAUUUUCUACAAGGGAACGUCAAGCACCCCAGCAUUCAAAGAGUAGUCAUUACAUCUAAAACAACGGACAAAUGAAAUAAAAACAGAUGUUGGGGGUUUUCAUAGACACAUUUGUUGCUCUGCAAAGAAUUAUUUUUUUUGUUUUUUGUCUUGUUUGCCGUUCAAAUAAUUGACAAACAAAAAAAUUGACAAAUUUAAUUGACAAACAAAAAUAAGAAAAAUUAAACAAGCACAAAUAUCUGUCAUUGGGAUAAGAAAAAUAAACUUAAGUUUUAAAAUAAAAUUCAAGUUUUAACAUAAUUCAAUAAACUUA
This is a messenger RNA of Triplophysa rosa, 2724 nucleotides long. RefSeq names its product phospholipid phosphatase-related protein type 4 (gene plppr4b). Bases 274 to 2457 code for a protein of 727 amino acids. Gene Ontology annotation, molecular function: phosphatidate phosphatase activity. Lineage: Eukaryota; Metazoa; Chordata; Actinopteri; Cypriniformes; Nemacheilidae. The record is from RefSeq and is a predicted model, not a curated record. The transcript has 7 exons. Gene Ontology annotation, biological process: phospholipid metabolic process; phospholipid dephosphorylation; signal transduction.